UGACUUGUAGUUGUGAGUGACAUUGAGUUAUUUUCAAGUCCACUAGGGUGCGCUGUACGCGAUGGCAAUAUGGAUCUGAAUACUGACAAAAAUUCUGACAACGCUUUGAGUUUCAAAGUUGGUAUUUAUAAUGAGAGUCGCUGUAAGCUGUGACAUACCAUGCAAGACGCAGUCAAGCGUUUGAUAGUAAAGUGAUUUGACUUUGUGUACUGCUGAUAUUGUACUUUUUAAACUUAUUUUUAAUCAAAUUUUUUCUUUAAAUACGACGCAAUUUGUUUUGCUUGGAUAUCGUAACAUUUUUUUUAUACUAUAAUUGACAAAUGGGCCGAAGAAAGAGUAAAAGGAAGCCACCACCAAAACGUAAGGCCAUUGAGCCUUUAGAUACGCAAUUCAAUUGUCCAUUUUGCAAUCAUGAGAAGUCCUGCGAAGUUAAAAUGGAUAAGCCAAGAAGUACAGCGAGAAUUACCUGCAGAGUCUGCUUAGAAGAUUUCCAAACAACAAUAAAUAUGCUCUCUGAGCCUCUUGAUGUUUACAAUGACUGGAUCGACGCUUGUGAGACUGCUAAUUGAAGUGCUUGAGAUAGGCUU
Molecule: messenger RNA, 587 nt
Organism: Trichogramma pretiosum
Lineage: Eukaryota; Metazoa; Arthropoda; Insecta; Hymenoptera; Trichogrammatidae
Product: transcription elongation factor 1 homolog
Exons: 2
Coding region: 321-569 (82 amino acids)
Biological process (GO): transcription elongation by RNA polymerase II
Cellular component (GO): transcription elongation factor complex
Molecular function (GO): RNA polymerase II complex binding
Source: RefSeq, a predicted model, not a curated record